Mizuhopecten yessoensis (Yesso scallop) is the source of this 1897-nucleotide messenger RNA. RefSeq lists its product as uncharacterized. The transcript is spliced from 6 exons. Lineage: Eukaryota; Metazoa; Mollusca; Bivalvia; Pectinida; Pectinidae. The coding region runs from base 130 to 825 and encodes 231 amino acids. The record is from RefSeq and is a predicted model, not a curated record.
GUGUUAAUUCCGAAGCGACUGUGACACUGUUCGGUACAAUAGAUUUAGUCUUGUGUUCUGACUUGGAUAUCUAUAACAUACGACAGCUUGAUUCGCCUAUUCCCCUAGUCGGAUAUUUUUUUUACUACGAUGGAGUUUAAAAACGCCAUAAUCAUGUGUCUCCAGGUUAUUAUUGCAAUCAACUCAAUGGUCGGUGGAACAUAUAUAACCGACAACGAGAAAAAUAAAGUCACAUUGAAGAAAAAAAAUGGACAAGCGAAACCCCUUAACGAAGCAGGACAAUCUAGCCCCCAGCAUAACGAGGUAGAGCGCAUCUCCCUGCUCGGAAAUGGUGCAACAGACAACACGGUUAAAACCGGAAACUGCUGUAAGAAUGGAGGACGUUGCAUUCUGAACAACUUUUGUCACUGUCGAAAGAACUUCUACGGCCGUUACUGCCAGUACGAGUAUAAGAAUCGUAGUUGUGGCGAGCUGAAGAGUGGUCACUUCAUCCGGUCGGACUGUGACUUGUGUCGGUGUUUCGAUGGCUACAUGUACUGUAUUCCCCGUAUAUACCCCGGCUGUGAAGAUGAAGGUCUGGUGGACCACAGUAAAAAGAUCGAUCCUUUUAAGGGCAAGGACAUCGAGAUAAUCCCCGACGUGAUCGACGGAAAGAGUAUGAACCUGCGAACGUUUGACACGGACAAAGAUUAUGCUUAUUACUACAAUGACUACGAUGGCACGGACAGUAGCAUGGCAUCACAUUUAACAGGAAGUUAUGUAACUAUUGUAAUUCUACUUCCGGUGUUAGUGUUUUGCGGAAUUGGCGUGUUUGAAGUAUACUAGAGAUAAACAUUACAUAUAUAGCCGUGCGAAAAUCAGGAAAGUGCUGUGUGGUAUUCAUCUUCAUUGAUUAUAUCAAUAUAUUCAUCCACUAAUUCUACUGCAACAGAUGUCAGGAUUUGUUCCAAAUUUGAAUGCCGUAUCCCAGAAUAUUUGGGCAUUCCGAAUUUCAUAUGUGCACAGUAUUAUGCACAUGAAGUACAAGUUUAUCAUGUGUUGUGGUGGGUUUUUUUUAUGUCGUACUGUUGUCGUAUUUCAUCUUGAGCUGUUGUGUUCACGACUUAGCAACAUUAUUAAAUUCAAAUCAACUAGUGUGUACCACAAAUAUCUGGGGAGGGGGUCUACUAUAUACAUACUAUGCUCAGUAGUAGACCCCCAACUGGGUUUUUUUCGAGGCCAAUGGCCUAUCUCCUGCAAAUGUGGAUGCCAUGACUUUGGUGGCAUUGUGUUCAUGGCAAGUUUGGUGCAAACGAUUCAAGUCCGACAAUAACCAAAUGUUAUCACAAGCAUAUUUGGUUUGGAUCGGUUUUUUAUGUGAAAACAUUUUUUUUGCAAAUGCAUGCAAAUGAUUUAAGGAGUUCGACAUGUCGGUUGUGUAUCGAAAAGAACAGUAACAAAUCAUCAAGUCCCUGUGGAAUAGAGGGAUAGCCCAUAUAGGGAAGAAAUAUAACGUAUGGAAGAUAAGAAAAAUGAAUAGGGUCGGGGGUUUUUGGAUGGGGACAGGGGGUGAGGGUAUAGAUGGGGAGGGAUAUUGAGAAGGGAAGGUGGAAUGGGAAGGAUUCUGUAUAUAUUGAAAACAGUUCGUUCUUUCCACAUUCUCAAUUGCGUUGUUAUUUUUAUAAAAUUUUAUUUAUUUACGCACUGUUGUCCUGUAUAUAUAGAUAUAUUUAUUGUAACAAUUUUAUAGAACAUAAAAGAUUAACGGCAAUAGCACUCGUACUCACUGAUGUACAGAACAACAAGAUAUGGUACAGCAUUAGUGAAGUCCGGGUCUGCUAUAGCUGACAUUGUACAGUGUGGAAGUUAUGUAGUGAUGUACAUUACAAAGCAUGUAUAACAAUAAAACUUGUAAACA